AUGAGAAUAUUAGCUUAUGGAGUCUCUGGAGAUUUUGUAGAUAAAUACUUGCGGAUUGCAGAAAAUACAGCAACCGAGUGUUUGAAAAAAUUCGUUAAGGCUAUCAUUGGCAUAUUCUCCCAUGAAUACUUAAGAUCCCCAAAUGAGAAUGAUAUAGCUAGAUUAUGCGCUGUUGGAGAUAGUCGUGGGUUUCCUGGGAUGUUAGGAAGUAUUGAUUACAUGCAUUGGAAAUGGAUAUAUUGUCCAAGUGCUUGGAAAGGAAUGUAUUGUGGUCAUAUUCACGAGCCAACUAUAAUUUUAGAAGUUGUAGCGUCAUAUGACCUCUGGAUAUGGCAUGCAUUUUUUGGAUUACCAGGCUCCCAUAAUGAUAUUAAUGUCCUAGAACACUCUUCUGUUUUUAGAGAGCUUGCUGAAGGACAUGCUCGAAAGGUCAACUACUCAAUAAAUGGAAAUGACUAUUCGAUGGGCUACUAUCUUGUCGAUGGUAUAUAUCCUUCAUGGUCGACGUUUGUCAAAACAAUUCAUGCUCCACAUGGCCGUAAAAAUAAACAUUUUGCAGCAACUCAAGAAUCAGCAAGAAAAGAUGUAGAAUGA
This is a messenger RNA of Humulus lupulus (European hop), 594 nucleotides long. RefSeq lists its product as uncharacterized. The coding region runs from base 1 to 594 and encodes 197 amino acids. The transcript has a single exon. The record is from RefSeq and is a predicted model, not a curated record. Lineage: Eukaryota; Viridiplantae; Streptophyta; Magnoliopsida; Rosales; Cannabaceae.